CUCCGCUAGAGUGUGUGUUUAGGGGGUGUCUUAUGGAGAGCCAAGGAGCGAAAAAAAAAAAAGCCCGUUGGCACCGAUCCGUGCGGAUUGAGCGCAGAGAGCCGCGGGUCCGUGCGCGAGAUGAGCGGAUCCGAGCGGAUGCGGGUGUUUUAACGGCAUGACGGCGGACCGGACGAGCUGCAGCUGAAGGAGGAGAGCCGGCAGAGACGCUCCAGCCCCGGAGAACCGAAGAGAGGAGCGGCGGAGAGCGAGAGGCAGAGCGCCGGGGAAUCAUGCGGGGUCCCGCGCUCCGGCUGCUGGGACUCGUGUGGCACCUCUCCGCGCUUUUACGCACCGCGCACACGUACAAACUCCACCACAAACAACAAAGCUUCAUCAGACAGCUGUCAGCGUAUGAGAUCAUCACCCCGGUGCGCUUGAAUGAUUUCGGAGAGUCGUUCCCGCACCGGCUCCAUUACCGCAGGAGGAGGCGCAGCGCCGACGCGGAGCUCUCGGGUUCGAGGGCUCAUUACCGGAUCGAGGCGUUCGGUCAGGAGUUUCACCUGAACCUCACGGAGGAUUCGGGGUUCAUCGCUCCGUCCUACACGGUGCUUCACCUGGGAGAGGAGGAGAAGCGCGGAGACGCCGCGGACCUGCGCCACUGUUUCUUCAGCGGACACGUCAACGCUCGCAGCGAGCACCACGCCGUCUUCAGCCUCUGCACUGGACUAGUGGGCACGUUCACGACACACAGCGGUCAGUUCUUCCUGGAGCCGCUGCUGAGCGCUGAUGGAGACGAGUACGAGGAAGAGCACAACAAGCCUCACCUGCUCUACAGACGGGACACAGACAGGAAGUCACGCAGAGCCUCAGAACAUCCCGAGCAGGAUCAUGUCAGUCUCCAUAGCAACAGAACUCUGGAAGAGGAAGUGACGUGGAUGCAGGAAAUGAUGCGCAGACGUGCGGCUCAUUCCCAAGACGAUCCCGCCGGCUCUCGCUCCCGCAGGAAGCGCUUCCUGUCGUACCCACGCUUCGUGGAGCUCAUGGUGACAGCCGACGUGAAGAUGGUGCGGCAUCACGGACACAACCUGGAGCACUACAUCCUCACGAUCAUGUCAGUCGUCGCUGCGAUCUACAGAGACCCCAGUGUAGGGAACCUCAUCAACAUCAUGAUCGUCAAGCUCAUCGUCUUACAUAACGAGCAGGAAGGGCCGAGUGUGAACUUCGACGCCGCUGCGACGCUGCAUAACUUCUGCACCUGGCAGCAGAGCCACAACGCUCUGGACGACAGUCACCCGGGUCAUCAUGACACCGCGCUUCUCAUAACCAGGGAGGACAUCUGCCGAGCAAAAGACAAGUGUGACACGUUAGGUCUGGCGGAGCUGGGGACGAUGUGUGACCCGUCCCGGAGCUGCUCCAUCAGCGAGGAGAACGGCCUGAGCACAUCCUUCACCAUCGCUCACGAGCUCGGACACGUGUUCAACGUGCCUCAUGACGACAGUCCAAAGUGCCGCGAGGCGGGAAUCAAGCACCAGUACCACGUCAUGGCCCCGACGCUCAACUACGACACCAGCCCCUGGUCCUGGUCCAGAUGCAGCCGCAAAUACAUCACAGACUUCCUGGACACUGGUUAUGGUGAAUGUCUCCUGGACGAGCCCUCAGGGAGGACGUAUAACCUUCCCAACCAGCUGCCAGGUCAACUCUACAACGCCAACCGGCAGUGCGAACUCAUAUUCGGCCCCGGCUCCCAAGUCUGUCCGUUUAUGAAACAGUGCAAGCGUCUCUGGUGCACCAGUGCAGAGGGGGACCAUAAAGGAUGCCGUACGCAGCACAUGCCGCACGCUGAUGGGACCGAAUGUGGCUAUGGCAUGUACUGCAGGCACGGCAUGUGUGUGAACAAGGAGAUGGACAUGAAGCCGGUUCAUGGUGAAUGGGGCCCCUGGGGCCCCUACAGUGUGUGUUCCAGGACCUGUGGAGGAGGAACACGCAGCACAACCCGAGACUGCAAUAAACCAGAGCCGAGGAACGGCGGCCGGUUUUGUGUAGGCCGCAGAAUGAAGUUCCGCUCGUGUAACACGGAUCCGUGUCCCCGCAGCCGGAGGGAUUUCAGGGAAGAGCAGUGCGCGCAGUUCGACGGGAAACACUUCAACAUCAACGGACUGCCGCCCUCCGUUCGCUGGGUGCCCAAGUACAGCGGCAUUCUGAUGAAGGAUCGCUGUAAACUCUUCUGCCGUGUCGUGGGGACGACGGCGUACUAUCAGCUGAGGGAUCGGGUCGUCGACGGGACCCCCUGUGGACCGGACACGUAUGAUAUCUGUGUACAAGGCCUCUGCCGGCAAGCAGGUUGUGACCACAUUUUGAACUCGAAGGCCAGAAAUGAUAAGUGUGGCGUCUGUGGAGGAGACAGCUCUUCAUGUAAGACCCUCGCCGGAACCUUCAACCACGCACAAUACGGUUAUAAUGUUGUGGUUCGGAUCCCUGCUGGCGCGACCAACAUCGAUAUAAAGCAGGUCAGCUACUCAGGAACACCAGAAGAUGAUAACUACCUCGCUCUGUCUGACAGUCAGUCCAACUUCCUCCUGAACGGGAACUUCGUGGUGUCCGUGUUUAAAAGGGAAAUCCCCUUUAAGGGAGCAGAGAUCGAGUACAGCGGAUCCAACGCCACGGUUGAGCGGAUCAACUGCACACAGCGGAUCGAGGAGGAGCUCGUGCUGCAGGUUCUGUGUGUGGGAAACCUGUACAACCCUGACGUCAGAUAUUCCUUCAGUAUUCCCAUCGAGGAGCAGCGGGAGCAGUUCCUGUGGGAUCCGUCGGGCCCCUGGCAGGAGUGCAGCCGCGUGUGCCAAGGUGAGCGGCGGCGGAAGGCUGUGUGUGUGCGGAAGAGUGAUCAUUUGGUGGUUUCGGAGCAGAGGUGUGAGAAUCUUCCUCGACCCAGAGGCACGACGGAGCCCUGCAAUACUGACUGUGAGCUCAGGUGGCACGUGACGGGCAGGAGCGACUGCUCCAGUAAGUGCGGCCCGGGUUACCGUACGCUGGACGUGCUGUGCAUGCGCUACAGUCAGAACAAGAGACUGAGCGAGCGCAUGGAGGGCAGAGCCUGCGCAGACCUGCUCAAACCACAGACGCGAGAGGGGUGUCAUGGUGACUGUCUGCUGAAGAGCUGGCAGUACAGCGCCUGGUCUCAGUGUUCGAAGAGCUGCGGACACGGCGUCCGGACGCGACAGGCGUACUGUAUGAACAAUCUGGGUCGCAGGCUGGUGGAGCGAGAGUGUAACGAGCAGGAGAGAGUCCUGAGCGAACCCUGCAAUGACGUGCCCUGUCCCGACUGGAGCACCAGCGAGUGGAGCGAGUGUCUGGCGACGUGUGGCAAGGGCGUCAAACACAGACAGGUGCUUUGCAUUCUGGGAGACGAGAAGCUGAACGAGCAGCGCUGUGACCCAAACACCAAACCCUCGGCGGUGGGCAGCUGUGAGCGUCCUGAAUGUGCGUCCUGGCAGGUCGGAGCCUGGAGUCCGUGUGCAGUGAGCUGCGGUCAGGGAUAUCAGAUGCGUGCGGUCAGGUGUGUGUCGGGAGCUUACGGCGAGACGGUGGACGACAGGGAGUGUAACGCAGCCGCCAGACCUCGAGACAGUCAGGACUGUGAGUUGUCAGCUUGUCCUCGUGCAGCAUCAGUGUUUAACACACCCAGACCGUCAGAGCCGGGUCAGCGACACACGCAGUGGAGAUACGGCUCAUGGACCAGCUGUUCGGUGUCGUGCGGUGAGGGCCGGCGGGAGCGAUACGUCAGCUGUAGAGACGCUCAGGGCGGCGUCGCUGAAGAGUCGUCCUGCGCUCAUCUUCCUCGUCCUCCAGACUCCUCCGUGUGUUUCAGUGCCUGCGCUCAGUGGAGGGAAGGAGAAUGGACAGCAUGCUCGGUGUCGUGUGGUGUGGGUCGCUCCACGCGGCGGCUCGUGUGCAUGAACUACCAUCACCAGGUGGACGAGUCCUUCUGUGAGCCGGACGAGCGUCCCAGCACUGAGCAGGAGUGUGUGGCUGCCCCCUGCCAAUCCUCCUUCCACUGGCCCAACAACCAGCCCCACUUCCCCUCUGACCCCGACACCCACAGCUGGAACGUCCCGUCUGCAGACAACCAGUGGAGGACGGGGCCCUGGGGAGCCUGCUCCAGCACAUGUGAAGGCGGGUUCCAGCGGCGAGUCGUGGUCUGUCAGGACACAGACGGACGCAGCACCAAUCACUGCGACGAGAGAGUCAAACCCGACCAAUCAAAGAGCUGCGACUCUGGCCCCUGUCCACACUGGAACUACGGCAUCUGGGGAGAGUGCACGCACUCAUGUGGGGGCGGUCAGCGCACACGCUUGGUGGUUUGUCAGCGUCCGAACGGGCAGAGGCUAAACGAGCACAGCUGUGACAUGCUGGACAAACCUGCCGAUGUGGAGCGGUGUAACGGCCAGCCCUGCCCCGGCGCCGCUUCCUGGCACAGACGAGCAUGGAACCCGGUACGAUAGAUAGCAGCUGUCUGUGUGUGUGUGUGUGUGUGUGUGUGUGUAUGUGUCUCGUUUCCAUCAGACACCAGCAAGGCACAGAGACACGCAUGCUUUCCUGCCCAAACUUACAUGCUCAGAAACGGCAGAGAUCAGCUGUUCAGGUCAAAAUGAUGCUCUUCCUCAGUAUUUUUAUCUUAUUUAGUACAAAUAUCUAAGCAUUCUUAAAUCGGGAUACAUUCACU
Molecule: messenger RNA, 4705 nt
Organism: Cyprinus carpio (common carp)
Lineage: Eukaryota; Metazoa; Chordata; Actinopteri; Cypriniformes; Cyprinidae
Product: A disintegrin and metalloproteinase with thrombospondin motifs 20
Exons: 28
Coding region: 273-4484 (1403 amino acids)
Biological process (GO): extracellular matrix organization; proteolysis
Cellular component (GO): extracellular matrix
Molecular function (GO): metalloendopeptidase activity
Source: RefSeq, a predicted model, not a curated record